Messenger RNA from Mangifera indica (mango), 1748 nucleotides. Its product is annotated as rubisco accumulation factor 1.1, chloroplastic-like. The transcript has a single exon. The coding region runs from base 16 to 1467 and encodes 483 amino acids. Gene Ontology annotation, cellular component: chloroplast. Lineage: Eukaryota; Viridiplantae; Streptophyta; Magnoliopsida; Sapindales; Anacardiaceae. The record is from RefSeq and is a predicted model, not a curated record.
GCCCAUGUAAAUUUCAUGAGGCCCACAACAGUAACUACGAUCUCUCCAUCUCUGAGAAAUAUCAAACUGAAUAAGAUAAGGCAAAAAUCAACAGUCGACACCCCUCUCAGCAUCCUCUCGCGCAGCAACAUGCUCUGUGUAACUAUAAACACCCUUUCCCUAAAACCAUUCACAUCUCCCUUCACUCACAACAACCUUUUCCUUCUAAACCCUUCACCUUUUCAAUUUUCUUCUUCUAAACCCAUUCUCAGGUCCAUCUCUGCUCUCAUCCUACCCCCAAAUUCCCAACAACAACGACCCCAGAGACAGCUUUACCAGCCGUUUAGACCGCCCCCUUCUCCGAUCCCAUCCAAAUUUCGCAAUCUAGACACUGCCUCUCGUCUCGAAGUCCUCGCCAAUCGCCUGGGCCUCUGGUUCGAAUACGCCCCCUUAAUUCCCACCCUGUAUCAGGAGGGUUUCACCCCUCCUUCUAUUGAAGAAUCCACUGGAAUUUCUGGGGUUGAACAAAACCGACUUGUCGUUGCUGCCCAAGUGCGGGAUUCCCUCGUCGAAUGCAAUGCUGACCCGGAAGUUCUCGACUUUUUCGGCACCGGUGGUGCGGAGCUUUUGUAUGAGAUAAGGCUGUUAAGCGCCUCACAACGGGCCGCCGCUGCACGCUAUCUUGUUGAGAAUAAUUGUGAUGCUAAAGGAGCACAAGAUUUGGCGCGUGCGGUGAAGGAUUUUCCACGGAGGCGUGAGGAGACAGCCCGGAAGAAGUUUAAUUAUGUUCUUCCAGGUGAUUGCUUGUCUUUCAUGUAUUAUAGGCAAAGUAAAGAGCAUAAAAAUCCAUCCGAAGAGAGAACAAGAGCUUUAGAACUUGCAUUGCAAGUUGCUGAGUCUGAUGAGGCUAAAAAUUUGAUAGAGAGAGAGUUACAGGAAGAUAGCGAGGAGAAGGACGGUAAAGAAGAAGAAAUUGAGAGUGGGGUUCAUGUUCCAGUUGUUAGAUUAAGGAUUGGUGAGGUUAGUGAAGCAACUAGUGUGGUUAUUCUGCCUGUUUGUAGUGAGGAGGAGAAGGGAAAAGGGAUUUCUGAAGCACCGUUCGAGUGUAGGAGUGAAGGAGAGUUUGGAGUGGUUGCGGCUGAGAAGGGGUGGAACAGGUGGGUGGUGUUGCCAGGGUGGAAGCCUAUUGUGGGGUUGGGAAAUGGUGGAGUGGUUGUGUCGUUCAGUGAUGCAAGAGUGUUGCCAUGGAAGGCGAAUACGUGGUAUAAGGAGGAGGCUAUUUUGGUGGUUGCAGAUAGGAGCAGGAAGGUGGUAGAGGUGGAUGAAGGGUUUUACUUGGUGCAGCUUGAAGAUGGUGAGUUGAAGGUGGAAAGAGGGUUGGCGUUAAAGGAACGAGGAGUGGAAGAAAGUUUAGGGACUGUGUUGCUGGUGGUUAGGCCACCAAAAGAAGAGAUUGAUGAUCAAUUGAGAGAUGAAGAUUGGGAGUGAAAUGAAUAGUAUUUCGGUUGAAACUUUACACUCAUUUAGGAAUUUAACAAGGGUGGAGCCUAAAGAGUGCGAUCAUACAGUCUUCAUAUCAAUGGCCUGUGGCAGGAUUUUUGCAACUUGUUUUGAUGCUGAAGGAUGGCCCUAGCAGCAGUUAAUCCUGUUGUUUGUAAUACUCUACUCAAUUUGUUUACUAAGAGACCGGUUAUUUUUUGAUUGUGUAUGCUGCUUGUAGUUUAUCAAACAACUUAAAAUUACUACAGAAAUUUUGCUGAAUUGCAGCA